Messenger RNA from Caenorhabditis sp. 36 PRJEB53466, 1216 nucleotides. The record is from the annotation of a GenBank genome assembly. Lineage: Eukaryota; Metazoa; Nematoda; Chromadorea; Rhabditida; Rhabditidae.
AUGACAGAGAAACAGCCAAAGAUUUUGUGCUGUGGCGAUGUGAACGGUAAAUUUGUGGAGCUCAUCAAGAAACUAACACUGACCGAGAAAAAAGUGAGUUUUGCCACUUAUCAAAUCGAUAAUUGACCCGAUGUUCUGCAGAACGGACCGUUCGACUCUGUAUUCUGCGUAGGCGAAUUCUUCGGAGACGACGACGAAGCGAACGAGAAAGUGAUCAACGGCAGCGUUGAAUUCCCUCUGCCCACCUACAUUUUGGGUCCGUUUUCUAAGCUAAUGGCACUUUUAACCUCAAAAUCGUUCAGGUCCUGCGAGUCCUCGUCUCACCUACCUCUAUCCAGAAGAAUCUGUAGAGUUCUCCUCAAAUCUGACGUAUCUGGGAAAAAAAGGUCUUCUGAACUCUGCAUCAGGCCUUCAGAUUGCUUACUUGAGUGGUGUGGAAGGUACAUCGAAGGAUUUGUGCACGUUCGACAAGUCCGAUGUCGAUGAGCUUCUGAUUCCGCUCGGAACGCAGGUCGGAUUCUCCGGCACCGACAUCCUUUUGACCUCAAUGUGGCCUGCCGACGUGGCAAGACACUCGCACAAUCAGCCGACGAACCCGCCCGCCGGCUCAGCGCUCCUCACGAAAUUGGCGGCCCAACUGAAGCCCCGCUAUCAUUUCGCGGGUCUCGGAGUCCACUACGAACGACAACCGUACAGAAACCAUCGGGUACUCCUGGAGCCGGCGAGACACGUCACACGAUUCAUCGGAUUGGCGCCCGUCGGAAACGCGGAGAAACAAAAGUGGUUGUACGCGUGCAAUGUGAAGCCGAUGCGGAAAAUGGAGAAAGAGGAGCUGACUGCACAGCCGCCGAACGCUUCGGAGUUUCCGUAUCGAGAGUUGCUCGAGGAGAUCGCCGCCAAGUGAGUUUUAUGUAAUUUCUUCAGACAUGCCUGAAAAUUGCAUAUUUUCACGUGAAACCCUCUCUCCUUUUGCUCAUUUCUGGGCUAACUAUCUGAAGUUGCGUGAAAAGAGAGUUUUAACGUAUGAAAGUUCCGAAAAAAGGACCUUAUCAAUGCAGCAAUAUUCAGAGAAACUCUCAAUCGGUUGAACAGUCAGGAAUCCCGACCAGAAGGAUCACAAUACCGAUUCCAGAUGGGCGAACACGACGACGGACCAGGAGGAAACGGAAGGAAGCGACACAAUGCUAGCGGUAUGUUUUAUUUGAACGCUGAUUAG